Molecule: messenger RNA, 2559 nt
Organism: Lineus longissimus
Lineage: Eukaryota; Metazoa; Nemertea; Pilidiophora; Heteronemertea; Lineidae
Product: histone-lysine N-methyltransferase PRDM9-like
Exons: 4
Coding region: 226-1887 (553 amino acids)
Biological process (GO): regulation of DNA-templated transcription
Molecular function (GO): DNA-binding transcription factor activity, RNA polymerase II-specific; RNA polymerase II cis-regulatory region sequence-specific DNA binding
Source: RefSeq, a predicted model, not a curated record
GGCGGCCUUGUUGGUUUGACGUCCGACUUUCCACUUACUUCAGGCUAGAUUUGACCAUAUAAAGAAACUCUCUUGCAUUGAGCGCUUGCAACAGGUUUUCUUUGUGGACGGGUUAAUUGGUCAACCCCCAAACUCUGCCAAUAGAAGAAUUAAAGCUGUAGAGUGAAGCACGCGUCACCAGAUUUUGUAGUAACUGUAAUAUAACCAUCCACAAAAACCAACGUGAUGGCUCUUCUUUUGGCUGCAGCACAAGCUGUUGCCAUGGAGGCAGAAGACUCAGAGGCUGACAAUCUGACAAUUCAGGAAGAUGAUGAAAAUGAGGAUGGUGUCACGUACCAUAUGAAGGAGGAAGAGAAACUUUGUGAUGAACUGACUGAGAUGAAAAUGGAAAUUGAUGACAAAGGGACAAUGCUGUCUGAAACAUUUAGUGACCUCUCUGGCUUACUUGCAAAAUAUCAUGCUAGACUAUCAGCUCGAGAGGAUCUUUUACAUAUCCGUGAAUGUGAGAAAGGUUGGUCGGAAAAAGUUGACAAGAAUGAAACAGAAAACUUAAAAACUGAGCUACUAGAGAAAGAAAGACUGUUGUUAAAGUAUGAAAACGAUUUGACGAGAACAAAAUCGAUAUUGUUCAAGACCCAAAAUGAACUUGAAAAGAAAAUUUCUCAUGUUACUCAGAAGGAAGGUGAGCUGACUUCUUUACAGAAUGACUUGCGUGCGUUGCAUUCUGAGUUGGUACGCACUCAAGGACAAUUAUCUCUCAAAGAUACCCUUCAUGAGAAGCUGCAAUCACAGAUGCUGGAGGAAACCACCAAAUACAAGAAAGAGAUCUCUCGGUUGCAGACGGCUUUGUGUCUGAAGAAGACGGGAAUGAGCUUGAGCGUACAGUCCAGUGAACAGCUUUCACAGAACGCAUUUGACAAUGUCAUCGAAGCAUCACACACAGUCCCCGACACCAACCAAAGUUUAACUGAAGAUGACCAGGAAGAUCAAACUAUCAGGAUAAAGCAAGAACCUCUUGACCCAGAUGAUCAAAUCAUCGUUGAGAAUAAUCAAACAAAACAGGUCACAGUCCUCAAUAGUGCUCCUGUAAUUACGAAUGUUCCUGUUAUGACAAAUGCUCCAGUGACCACAAGUAUCCAGAAAGUAGUGCCAGUGUCGGUCAGAAACACGAAUACCAACCCCUCGUCGAUGGUGACGGUGUAUGUACAGAGCACUCCCAGUGUUCCAAGUGUCCAGCCCCCGCUCAGAAGGUCCACCAGGGACAGGCAAGUUAUAUCAACCCCAACAGUGUCGUCAACAGAACCGGACCCUAACCAGAAGUUUCUUUGCGGUCGCUGUGGAAAACGCUUCAUCGAAUGGCUACAACUCCAAAAACAUCUGGAAACUCAUUCGGGAUCACGACCAUACAAAUGUAAAUUUUGUGAUAAAGCAUUCCGACAGAAAUAUGUCUUAGAUACCCACAUUCGGACACAUACUGGAGAGAGGCCUUAUAAAUGUGACCAGUGUUUACAGUCAUUUGGACAGAAGGCAACUCUCCUUAACCAUAUGAGAACUCACACAGGAGAGAAACCAUAUUUAUGUGAAUAUUGUGACAAAUCGUUUGCCCAGUUGUCAAGUUUGUCUGCACAUGCGCGUACACAUACUGAAAAGGAAAGCCAACUGUUCACCUGUGAGCACUGUGGAAGCAUUUUGGCCGAUAGAACUGGUUACCUUAGACACUUGAGAACAAUUCAUAAGAUAAAUGUCAUCGAAGAACUAAAACCUGUUAACAUGGGUGAUGUGAUUAAACCUGUGCAUCUGUUAGCAUUGGCCAGUCAGGGCUCGCCAUUACAUGUUCCCACAUCGCCAACUCAAGAGCUUUCAAAUGAUGGUGAAGAAACUGAAUGAUAGUGAUAGUGAAGUCCGAUAACACCAUUUUCUUGAGAGGGGCAUAUGAAAGCAAGUUUUAGGGACAUAAAGUGGCCAUGUUUAUAUUUGAAAAAUGCACCCAUAGUGGACUCAUGAAAGAGAAAUCUGAAGAUUAUGUUGUUUUAAUGAGAAGCACAAGAGGACAGCCAAAAUCAUUUGCAGUCUUCAUGCCUCUGAGAGAGGAGUUAAGUUACUGCUGUUCAUCACUUGUGUAUUGUCUAUUCAUGUAAGGGGGGAGAUUAAGUCGGCGGAAAGUGAAGAUCAACUGUCCGCUAUGUACAUGUAGGAAGUAAAAAUGAUAUUGCCUUGUUUUGGUGAUAUGGGGAUUUAUUAUAAUUGUUUUUUUAAGGAUCACACUGUUAUAAUGAAUAAUUUCUUGAGGAUUGUUCUUUUCUGUGGCUCUGUAAAAUUUUGUGUUAUAUAUUCCCUUUACAGGAUGCGGUUUACUGAUGGAAAAAGUUGAAAUGGUGCCUGUAUUCUAUUAUUGCUGACCAAUUUAAUGAUGUGUCUAGAAACAAAAUGAUUGGUGGGGUUAAAAUGACAAUGGGGAAAACUUAAAUCAUGACUGUAAUUUUCUAGACCUUGUAAAUCAAUGUCAUAUACAAUGUCAUAGGUGUAUGAAUAUAAAUAAACCUAUUUGUUGUUAUUAAA